Theileria orientalis strain Shintoku is the source of this 696-nucleotide messenger RNA. RefSeq lists its product as hypothetical. Bases 1 to 696 code for a protein of 231 amino acids. Lineage: Eukaryota; Apicomplexa; Aconoidasida; Piroplasmida; Theileriidae. The transcript is spliced from 6 exons. The record is from RefSeq and is a predicted model, not a curated record.
AUGGAUUGUGUAACAAGAAAUUGGAGCGUAAAAUGCCUAGAGAUGAUUCUGGUAAGAUUGGAUUCAUUGGAAGAUAAGCAGACGAAAGUGGCAAACGAAAUUGAGAAUAAACAUGAGAUGUUAGAAAGUAAAAUUAAACUAAUUGAUAAGUACCUGAGGGAAGUUGAUUUGGUGCUGGAUAAGAAAAACAAGUUCGACGAAAUAGAUACGUUGAGGGAAAAUGUGCAAAUUAUCAUCAACAAUCACUCAAACAAUUACCAAAAGUUCUUUUGCUCCCUUAACAAUAAUAUCAAAGCGUAUAUAAAUGAAAACUUGGACAUUGAAGAUGGCCUGAUUGAAUAUAAAAAGGACGCGAGUUAUUUGGAUGAGAGUUACAACCAGCUACUCCAGUUGAUUUACACGAUCCAGGUCCAAUUUAACAGUUUAGACAACAGUUAUAGCGGCACUCUAGAUGAUAUAACAAAAUCGAUACAAAUAGAGACUAAAAAGCUGAGUUCGGCCUUUCAAAUUUACACUCAAGUAGGUUAUAGCAAAUUAUUGGACGACGUUAAAGAGUUGCUGUCCACAUCAGUGAGUGAAAUUAAGACAUCGCGCGAGGCCAACGAGGACUACAUUUUGAACAACCUGGAAGCCGCAAGUAACUUAACUGAAUUUAUUAAAAUGUACUUAGUGAACAAAUUCGAGGACUUUGAGUAG